UAAACGGUGAAUUCACAUACCAUUAAGGUUCAACAUAAAAUGCGCGGAGAGACUAGAAAAGUAAAUAGCGUUUACUACACAGGUGCAACAUUACUCUGGAUUCUAUAAUAAAUUUUGGUGUGUAGACUGCAAAAUGCUUAUCAAACUUUACUUUUUGUGUGUGAUAGGCAUUUAUGUGUCAGAAAGCAAGAUAAGUAUUUCUGUAUCAGAAAGCAAUGAUAUAGUUAAUACUAAGAUGAAAGAUUAUUGUAAGGGUCAUUUUGAAAAUUGUAUUUGUACGGAUACAUACGUCACGUGUCACAAUGAAGUGAAGUUAAAUGGAGAUAUAACAAAACUUCUUCACUAUAUCAAGGAUGACGUAAUAAAUAUAACGAUAACUGGUUGCAAUUUAAAGGAAUUACCACAAAACACGUUUGGAACCUGUAGACGCGCUACAUCCCUUUUGUUACGUAUGUUAAAGACAGUGGAUUUAUCAAAUAACAACAUUAUGGAAAUACACGGAAAGAGUUUUCAUUGUGUCCCCAACUUAGAGACUCUUAUUCUAAGUAACAACACAUGGGAAAUUUAUAGGGGCCCAAGUAAAACAGGGUACUUCACGUCAAUCUCAAGUCUGAAGCAUUUGGACUUAACCAACACGUUCAAAGAGAUCUGGGACACAACCAAACUGGCAAGCGUUUUCAACGAAACAGACAUGACUUCUCUUGAAACACUGAAACUGGGUUACAAUGAACUUUUUUCAUUUUCACUCUCGCCUGCAAACUUUUUCUGUCCGCUGACAUCGUUGAAAACAUUAGAUCUUUCUCACAACAAUUUAGAGGACCCCUCUUUACCAAACAAAACAAACUGUUUGGAAAAAUUGGAGACGCUAGAUGUUUCAUAUAACCGAAUGACAAUGUUGACACAAAAAUUUAUGGACAAACUCGAAAACUUACAUACCUUGGAAGAUGUUAAACUGGACAACAAUCCAUUCAGUUGUGACUGUGGACUUAUAAAAACUUGGAAGUGGUUGAACUCUACCAAAGUCCCAGUUCUAAAUAAAAAGGACCUUAAAUGUGCCAGUGGUUAUCAUUCUUCGUACAGGAAUACACCUAUAUUGAGCCUUUCCCUGUCAGACCUGAAAUGUGAAGUGCUCGGAUCGCCUUCAAACACCGCUGUUAAAGCAAGUACUGGAAUAAUAUUAUCGGUAAUUGGAUUAAGGUUCUUGUAAAUAACCUUUGAGACGUCCGCACGCGUUAAUUUUACACCACAACAUAAAGGGCCACAAGUAGAAGGAACUUUCAAGGCAGAUUGCUUUCUUUAAAAAAAAAACAGUUAGUACUGUAUCACGGGUACUUCGACUGCCCACGUUCCGUUUUGUAAAUAAUAUCAAUUUCUUUUUCUUAUAAUAUAAUAAGUACUUGGUCAUUACUUAAUCGUUAUUGUAUGUGUGUCUAACAUAAUUCUCCAGGUAUUCUGGAAUUUGAAAGUGUUACUUACUAUGUAUAUUACAUAUCAAAAUGAAAGCGAAAGUAGAACAUUCAAAAUGACAAAAAAAAGCUGAAAUGCUUAAAAAAAAUGUUAACUAUUUAUCGAUUCUCGGAGUACCAAGUUAAGUAUAAGUUAAGACACACAACAAAAAGUUUAGAGAAAAUAUGGUUGAUAAAGAAGUUUGAUAUUUUCUACAACAUAGAAUAUGGACAGUCGACUUACAUGAAAUAAAAGACAAAAUAUAUAUAACCGAACAAGGUGACCAUUGUAAAAAGUAUUUACUUCUUCUUCUGAGCAAUUCGGUAUAUAUGUACAUUAUGAAUAUUACGGGCCUGUAAGGUAUGAUUUACAAAAUAAAAUUUUACCCAAGGCUUGUCUCAAACUCUCAGUUACAUUAUCCGUAAAUUUUGAUUGCUUUUCUGGUUGUACUCAGAGAGUAAAACUUUAAUGAAAAAGUGGAAAGCACUUCCGGUCACACCAAAGAUAGGCCUCUGUGCAGGGAUUUGCUGUGACUCAUAAUUAGAUAUAGAUAGUUCAAAGCUUUCAGUUACAUUGAUAAACUAUUUUGGUUGUUGAUUUUAAUGGAAUUGAACAAAAACAUUAUAUUUAUUAGAUAAAACAAAAGGUUUAUUCUUUCUCAAAACAACGACUGAAAAUGUUUGAUAUGCACAGGUUGCUGGAUUUAGAGGCCAUUUUCUGGUCAAGUUGCAACCAAAAUAUCUGCUCAUGAUUUUGGAAGGUAUUGUAAAAAGAGGUUACGCUGUAUUAAUCAUUAUAUCAAAUGGUAAUAUAAAAUAUGAAAAAUAAAAUAUAAAAAUAAUGUUUUCUUGAAAAAAAGGAAAUAUAUCUACUAGAUCACCCCAACCCAUUUACUUAUAUUCCGAGUGUUGUUAUAUACCUGCAUUAUUUGUGUGAAAAUAAUUAACCUAUGCGUGAUCAGUAUUAGCCUGGGAAUCUAGUUUGACAAUGUCUAAUUUUUUUUCUACCUGCAAAUUGACAAGUUGAUAUCAGACACUAGAUGAAUGCCAAUUAACACUAAUUAGCGCAAAUUAAGUGGGGUCUUAAAUGCAUAGAUCUUCUGGUAAAGCACGAGUAUUAUCAACGGCUUCCCAGGCUAGUUCAGUCUAUACUUUAUAGUUAAAAUACACAUACCAUGCAACUCAUGUUAGAUUCUGUAACAUUUAGACUUACAAAGUCUGUUUAGAUCAAAUAGUCUGUAAUAAUCUUAAUUUCUUUCUUCAUACAGACAUUGAUAUUUUCUAAGAAAGCCAUUUUCUCCCUAGGCUCAUCUCAGUAGAGUUCAGAGAUAAGAGAUAUUGUAAAUUUUUCAAGAAAGUGCUAUUUUAUAGUAGAUAUCAUAGGAUUUUGUAGUAAAGAUAUUUGUUUUGAAAAACUCUUACGACUGAUGCCAAUCUAUGUAACAUUAUAAACCAAAAGUAUUAAACAGUUUUACAUUUUUGACUUUCAUACCAAAUGCAAAGGUAAGAAAAACACUUGAAUAACAAUGCGUAUUGAGAAAAACAAGAACAAUGAUAUUUAUAUGUAAAAUGAUACCUCAGUGAUGAUAGAUAAUGAUGAUCUAAUGUUCGUUUGUUUACUAGUGGUUUGUGUCUCUUAAAAAAAACUUCCUUUUUUGAAAUUCAUAUUUUGAAAAUAGGCCCUCAUCGUCUUAGGUUGUAUUUAUGAGUUAUAUAUUAAGUCUGUUGGAACAUUUUGCACAGUCGACUUAUUAGAUAUGCAGAUCUUACUUGUUUUAAGGUAUCCGAUCAACAAAUAGAUAACAUUUCGAUACCUGGUGACCCUAUGUUUGUUGCUUUUUGUUGUUGUUGUUGUUGUUUUUGUAUCAUUUGAAAGAGUUGUGUUUGCUGAACAAGAAUAAGUAAAUAAAAUUACCAUAAUGAUAUGCACGAAUCACUACAGUUGUUUUUAACUGCAAAAUGAUAAAUCUUACAUUUAUGUAAUUUAUAUUUUCUUUUUCAGUAGAUAUAUAAACUUUCAAAUAAUACCAAAAUUAUAUGAGCUUACCAGGCAUCAAUAUUUGAUAUAUCUUAAUAGCACGGUUACAUAGAACUUACUUUUUGUGCACCGGAUACCUUAAAUGACAUUUUUUGUGUAUUCUGAAUCUCAAUUAUAUAAUGUGUUUUUAUUUGUAAAUAGUUUGAUAUUCAUUUUAAUUAUAUAAUAUGUGUGUUCAUGCAUUCCAAGUAUAUGAUUACCAUUCAUUUGGGUUUAUAUAAUCUACAUAUUAAGGAUGUAUGAUCACUAUUUUUUGUACAAUAAUAUUUUUUUUCUUUUCUGUGAGCUUGAAGAACAUUUGUUUCUAACAAAUAUAAACAGGUACGUUUUUAUAGGGCAUUUUACCCAAAGUUUAAGCAUUUCUGAAAUUAAGUAAAAUUUUAAAAAAACUUGGGUCACUUUAUAAAACAUAUGAUAUCCUGUUUAAUGUAAUAGGGAUUUCAGGUUUUACAGAUUACUAUGAAUACAUGGUGAUAUCAGUAUUAUAUAAAUAUAAGUACAACAAAUCACUUUCAUUCUUACUUAAUAACUGUUACAUAAUUAUCCUACCCACAUUUUCCAAUGGAAAAUGUAUUUAAAUAUACAAAAACAAUCUGUUGUUAAGAUAUUUAAAAUAUUUCGCUGCUUUAAUAACACACAAAUAUGCUUCAGAGUGGACAGACAGAAACUCAGGGUGUAUCUAAGAAGAAUAUUUUGAAAAAAAAUCUGUAAAAACUGGCGAAUUUCGUUAUUCUUAAUUCCUUUUGUUUUAAUGAUACUUCCUUUGUAAUAAAUACUAUAUUGAAAACUUUUUCAAUUGUAGUUUAUUAUAUAUCAGUACGAAAAAUAUCAGAACCAAACUUGUUCUACUUAAGUAGACUUUUGAAAUUAGCGACCCCUCCCCCAUUGUGCAUCUUACGUCAGAUUAAAGCAAAAUCCGGACAAAAAUAGUAAUAUGUAAUACAUGUGUGUCAUUUAUAAGUACGUUAUCAACUACUUGCAUAUCAUGCACCAAUAAGUUGUAAUCUAAAUCUAUAACAUUCUUACUAGCAUUAAUAACAAUGUCUAUUUUUUGUCAUAUAAUACAGCAGUAUUUUCUGUGGCGGGGAUGGGGUGGUAGCUAAUGCAGUUUCACAUUCGUCGGAGUCGGGUUCCCGAUAUGGUUAAGUUUUCGUAUAUAAGCUGGUAUCUCAGUAACUAAUUGUGGAAAUUGAUUGGAACUUGACACACUUAUUUACUGUGAUUAACUGGCUUGCAGAGCACAUGUUCCAUAACUCUACUUUACCUUUUUACAAAAUUAUACCCCCUUUUCGACUUAGCAGUGUUUGGUUUUUGUCUGUAAGCUGGUAUCUCUGUACACUAUACCGGGAAUGGGUUCCGACUUCACACUCUGUUCACUGUGAUGAUCUGAUAUGCAAAGUACAGGUUUCAUAUCCCUACUUUUAUUUUUAUACAUGUGCGGGUAUCUCAUUACUCACUAAUAGGAAUGGAUUGAAAAUUCGUACACAUUUCAUCUGAUUAAAUGACAUUUUAUUGUGUAUUCUGAAUCUCAAUUAUAUAAUGUGUCUUUAUUUGUAAAUAGUUUGAUAUUCAUUUUAAUUAUAUGUAUGUUCAUGCAUUCCAAGCAUAUCAUUACCAUUCAUUUGGGUAUAUAUACCCUACAAUUUAAGGAUGUAUAACCACUUUUUGUACAAUAAGAAUGUACUCUGUUAUUAAGGUUUUAAAAGUAUGUCGCUGUUUUAUUGACAUACAAAUAUGCUUCAAAAUGGAAAGAAAAGAGUUAGAGUCCCCGUGCAUCUAAGAAGUAGAUUUCGAAAAGAAACGGUACAAACUAGUGAAUUUUGAUAUUUUUAGUUUCUUUCGUUUUAAUGAAACGUACUAUAUUGAAAAUUGUAGCUUAUUAUUAUUAUAUAUCAGUCAGAGAAAAUAUCAGAACCAAACUUCUUCUACUUAAGUAGAUAUUUGAAAUUGCCAACCCCUACCCCAUUGUGCAUCUUACAUCAGAUUAAGGCAAAUUCUGGUAAAAAAUAGUAAUAUGUAAUACUAGUGUGUCAUUUGUAAGUACGCUAUUAACACUUACAUAUUAUGUACCAAUAAAUUAUUAUCUAAACCUAUAACAUUCUUACUAACUUUAAUAACAACGUCUAUUUUUUGUCAUAUAAUACAGCUGUUUUCUGUGUCGGGGAUGGGGGUGUAUCGCAUGGGCUUAUCGGUGGAGAUUGACCAAAUCAUUUAGCAUGGUCUAUAAAUAUUAUCUUUUAAUUCGUUAUUGAUGCCUUUAGUGUUUGAAAAUAUGUAUAUAGUAUCUUUAAGAAAUUUAUCGAGUUUGAAAUAAUACAUAUAUUGUCUGAAAGUGAUUUAUAGGCCCAUGGAGGCCGGUUUUUCUUAGAAUGAUGUUGGAAACACUUGGCUUAACUGUAUAUUGUAUAACACAUUUAAAUAAAAUAUUUACUUGUCAA
This is a messenger RNA of Mercenaria mercenaria, 5921 nucleotides long. Its product is annotated as trophoblast glycoprotein-like. The record is from RefSeq and is a predicted model, not a curated record. The coding region runs from base 134 to 1207 and encodes 357 amino acids. Lineage: Eukaryota; Metazoa; Mollusca; Bivalvia; Venerida; Veneridae. The transcript has a single exon. Gene Ontology annotation, molecular function: protein binding. Gene Ontology annotation, cellular component: membrane.